Molecule: messenger RNA, 1131 nt
Organism: Paramecium tetraurelia
Lineage: Eukaryota; Ciliophora; Oligohymenophorea; Peniculida; Parameciidae
Exons: 6
Biological process (GO): protein phosphorylation; intracellular signal transduction
Cellular component (GO): cytoplasm; nucleus
Molecular function (GO): ATP binding; MAP kinase activity
Source: RefSeq, a predicted model, not a curated record
AUGAAUCCAGAUCCUAAAAGUCUUAAUAUCCCUAAGGGAAGACAUUCGUUUUAAUGUGGAGGCCAAACCUUUGUAGUCGAUCAAAAAUAUGAAUAUAUAAAACAGAUUGGACAUGGAGCCUAUGGAGUUGUAUGUUCUGCUCAAAAUAAGAGAACUGGGUAGAAGGUAGCAAUAAAAAAAGUCGCUAAUGCAUUUGAUGAUUUGAUCGACGGCAAAAGGAUAGUUAGAGAAAUCAAAUUACUAAAAUUUUUUAAACAUGAGAAUAUCAUUUCACUCUUUGAUGUUCAAAAGCCUGAAGCAAAAACAGGAUUUAAUGAUAUUUACAUUGUAACCGAAUUUAUGGAAACAGAUUUACAUAGAGUCAUAUACUCUAGGUAAGAACUGACAGAUGAGCACAUUCAAUAUUUUGUUUACUAGAUCCUAAGAGGAUUACUUUACAUGCAUUCAGCCAACGUAAUUCAUCGCGAUCUCAAACCAGGUAAUAUUUUAGUUAACAAAAAUUGUGAUUUAAAAAUAUGCGAUUUAGGCUUAGCAAGAGGAUAUGAAAACGAGGAAGACUUCAAAACAGAAUACGUUGUUACUAGAUGGUAUAGAGCUCCUGAAGUUAUUUUGAAUGCAUCUGAAUACAGUAAGGCAGUCGACAUUUACUCUGUUGGUUGUAUCUUGGCUGAAUUAUUGGGAAGGACUCCUUUAUUCCCAGGCGAAAACUAUUUAGAUUAAGUUUAGAGAAUCAUUGCAGUCUUAGGAACUCCUACUGCUGACGAUAUGAAAUACAUUGGAAACAAUAACGCAAUUAAAUACAUUAAAAGUCUUCCCAAAAGAUCUAAAUAGAAGUGGGAAGCUCUUUUCCCUAAGGCAAAUAACAAAGCUCUAGAUUUGUUAGGAAAGAUGAUCACAUUCAACCCAGAACAACGUUAUACUGUUGAAUAAUGUCUUCAGCAUCCUUACUUUGAUGAAUUGCAUAAUCCUGAUGAAGAACCCCUGAGUGGCAAAGCCUUUGAUUGGAGUUGGGAUAAUUUCGACCCAACCAAAGAAUUACUUUAAAAUAUGAUCUAUCAAGAAUCCCUCUCCUUUAAUGAUGAAGUUCCUGAAAGAAAGAAAAAGUCAAAUUAAUUCUAAUUGAAAGCUUGA